Messenger RNA from Saccostrea cuccullata (small rock oyster), 2995 nucleotides. Its product is annotated as cytosolic purine 5'-nucleotidase-like. Bases 48 to 1751 code for a protein of 567 amino acids. NCBI's taxonomy places the organism in Eukaryota, Metazoa, Mollusca, Bivalvia, Ostreida, Ostreidae. The transcript is spliced from 19 exons. Gene Ontology annotation, molecular function: 5'-nucleotidase activity. The record is from RefSeq and is a predicted model, not a curated record.
UUAUGAAGGUUCUGAUGUUAAACUGUGCAUAUAGCUUCAUUUAGAAGAUGGUUAGUGUUCAAUUUGAUCUAACCAUGGCGGAGCGAGAGGAAGACACGGAAGUAGAACGUAGGCCUCUAAAGCGGAUGUCAACCAUCGCGUAUCGAGGAUACAAGAGAGAACCAAGCAAAAGGGUCUUUGUCAACCGAAGUCUGAUGCUGGAGAAAGUCCGCUUCUAUGGAUUUGACAUGGACUACACACUAGCAAUGUACAAGUCCCCUGAAUAUGAAACCCUAGGAUUUGAUCUCAUUAGAGAUGCCAUCGUCACCAUUGGAUAUCCAGAUGCCAUUAAAGAGUUCACGUAUGACCCUACCUUUCCCAUCAGGGGACUGUGGUUUGACAUGGAGUAUGGAAAUAUCAUAAAAGCUGAUCCUUAUGGAAACAUCCUAGUUUGUGUUCAUGGCUUCAAGUUCCUAAAAAUGCACGACCUGCACCAGAUAUACCCCAAUCGAUUUGUGCAGAGGGACGAUCAGCGGUUCCGAAUCUUCAACACUCUCUAUGAUCUUCCAAUCAUCUAUAUCCUAGCCUGUCUGGUAGAUUUCUUCACCAAUCAUUCUGAUUAUACAAGCGUGGAUGAGGAACACGGCAGUAUGGACAAUGGAGUCAGAACAGGGGAUAUAACUAUGACCUGGCACUCUAUUUACCAGGAUGUCAUGACCGCUGUCGGCAUAGUUCACGAUAAAAAUGGGCCAUUAAAAGGUGAGACUAUGAAGAAUUUGGAGAAGUAUGUUAUAAAGGAUGAAAGGCUUCCGGUGCUUUUGGACAGAAUGAGAGCACAUGGAUCUAAAGUCUUCUUAGCAACAAAUAGUGGUUAUCAGUAUACCAAUAAAGUGAUGUCAUACAUGUUGAAUGAUGAUAAGCGAGACUGGACCAGCUAUUUUGACUACAUUGUUGUGGAUGCCAAAAAACCUUUAUUUUUCGAAGAGGGAACAAUUCUACGUCAAGUUGAUAAGGAGACUGGUGCCUUAAAGCUAGGAGCUCACACAGGACCCAUAAAGUCAGGACAGGUUUACUCGGGAGGUUCCAUUAGCGUCUUCCAUGAGCUGAUGAAGAUAUAUGACCAGGAAGUUUUAUAUGUUGGUGACCACAUUUUUGGCGACAUUUUGAAGACCAAAAAAGUCCGAGGUUGGAGGACGUUCCUUGUCGUCCCCGAGCUGGCUCAGGAACUGCUGGUGUGGACCAAGAAAAAGGCCCUGUUUGAACAGCUAGAGGACUUGGACAUGCAGAUUGGUGAAAUGUACAGAUAUCUUGACAGUGAGAGUGAAACCAAACCAGACAUUAGCAACAUCAACAGAUUAAUAAGGGAUACUACACACCAAAUGGACAUGGCAUAUGGAAUUCUGGGAAGUGUCUUCAGAAGUGGCUCUCGCCACACCUUCUUUGCCAGUCAGUUGAUGAGGUUUGCUGACCUGUAUGCGGCCUCUGUUGACAAUCUCCUCCAUUAUCCUUUCUGUUAUGUCUUCAGAGCUCCAAAUAUGUUGAUGGCCCAUGAGUCGACAGUGGACCAUGAAGACAUAUUACAGAUGGAGAACAACGGUCUGGCCCUCCGGACCCGAGACCGAGAGAAUUCUCAGGAGGAACGCAGGAAGCGCCUGGAGCGCACCCACAGCAUCGUCCCCAAUCUGUUUGCCCCGACGCCGCAUCAGUUCACGCAGUUAACAGAGGACGAUAGCCCUGAAAAUACAGAGACUGAAUUGUCUAGUGCGAAGUAGAAGGCAAAGGUCAAGGGUCAUGACACAUGACAUUGCCUAUAGUAUUUUGAACCCCUUUUUUAAGCAUGAAUUUUUAUUUUUUGCAGCAUUUCGUUUUUUAAAAGGCAUUCUUUUUUUUUAUGAUUUUAUGCUUGCUCAUUGUAAAUCCAUAGGAAUGUGUCUGUUGAGUACGUAAAUUAAAUUUAUUCACAGGGUUAUCAUUGUUUAAACAGUGGAAGUCAACUACCGGUACAUGUACAUUUAAAUAUGAACAAAUUAAUAUCUACCUCAGUUGCAUAUAAAGCAAAAGAUCAGCUCCUCUAAACUUACCAAAAAGAGAGUGAUAAAAGUUACCAUAAUAGUACACCUUGUUGAGCCUGUGAUUUUUGUUUUGUUUUGUAUAAAUUACUUGUAUAAACCCUGUUAAUAGCUUAUAUCUGCUGCUUUAAGCUUUGUUUGCCAAUGGACCUGUUUGUUAUUUGUUGAUGAAUAACUGUGAUAAUGUUCAAUAUAAGCAAGAAGAUCUGACAUAUUUGUCCAAAAUAUGCUCCUGCAUUUGACUAUAUACUGUAGAUUCCUAAUUAUACGCGAAGAAUUGAUUUCCGCGUAAUUUCGCGGAAAGCGUCAGUCGCGAAAAAAUAUUACUUGCUUUUAUUUUUAUGGUGCUGUAGUCUAUGUAAAUUCUUUUGAUCACCCUUUCAUUAGCGAAUUAUAAAUCUCGCGAUUUGAGGUGAAAGACACAGUUCGCGAUAAAAAGUACUCGCGAAAAAUAAGGAAUCUACAGUAAAAUCUAUUGCAUGUGGAUUAGAUAACAGCUUCUUAUGACCUGCAUACUCAAUGUAUGUUAUGUGGAAGUUGGCAUACUAUAAAAAACAUAAAUUUUCCUUAUAAUCUAUUUUUUCCAAAUAUUUACAUAAAAAAAAAUAUAUUUUGUAUUAGUACAAUGGAAAGUAUAUGCAUAAAAUGCACUAUACACUGGAUGCAAAACUGUACAUUGUUAACUUUGAUUUCAACCUAACUUACAGAAAAAAAAUUGUUUCCUGCCAAAUAUGUGUUGCAUAAUAUGUUUUGAGAAGUGAUAGAAUGAGCUUAUCUUCCAUAGACUAUCUAUAUAAAGAACUGCAUUACAUAUGACAAUGUUCGCAAAAUGUAGCUGCAGAACUGUAGCUCAGGGACAAAGAACAGACAUACUGUAAAUGUAUUUUAUUAUAUAGCUAACAAAUAGUCUCUAAUAAAAUACUACCAAAAAUCUAAAGAAUUUUAGC